Cynara cardunculus var. scolymus (artichoke) is the source of this 2433-nucleotide messenger RNA. RefSeq names its product potassium transporter 1. Gene Ontology annotation, molecular function: potassium ion transmembrane transporter activity. The transcript is spliced from 8 exons. Gene Ontology annotation, cellular component: membrane. Gene Ontology annotation, biological process: potassium ion transmembrane transport. The coding region runs from base 32 to 2305 and encodes 757 amino acids. NCBI's taxonomy places the organism in Eukaryota, Viridiplantae, Streptophyta, Magnoliopsida, Asterales, Asteraceae. The record is from RefSeq and is a predicted model, not a curated record.
CUUCCUGCUUUCUUCCCAAAUUUUCUAACCCAUGUUUCAUCCAAGACCUUCUUUUGAAUCUUUAGAAUAUGGGCUUCAAAACCAGAAGUUGAAUAAGGCAUCAUGUUCCGCGGUGCUGAGUUUGGCUUAUCAGAGUCUUGGAGUCGUAUAUGGGGAUCUAAGUACCUCCCCACUCUAUGUUUAUAAGACCACGUUCUCGGGGAAGCUUAGUCUUCACGAAGAUGAUGAAGAAAUCUACGGUGUGCUUUCAUUCAUCUUUUGGACUUUCACUCUAAUCGCCCUCCUUAAAUACGUCUUCAUUGUCUUGUCGGCCGAUGACAAUGGCGAAGGUGGUUCCUUUGCAUUGUAUUCAUUACUCUGCCGGCAUGCAAAACUUAGUAUGCUUCCAAAUCAACAAGAGACCGAUGAGAAACUAUCGGCAUAUGGUGUUGAAAGAACAGCAGAAACCUGGCAAAGCUUUGCUUCUAAGUCUUUCUUUGAGAAACACACGAAAUUUCGAAAAGGGCUCUUGAUCUUUGUUCUUCUUGGAACCUGUAUGACGAUCGGUGAUGGCGUAUUCACUCCUGCAAUAUCGGUUCUUUCAGCAGUUUCAGGCGUUAGAAUUAAAGCUACAGGUCUUCAUGAAAAUUAUGUAGUUGCGAUCUCGUGUGUUCUUUUAGUUGGGCUUUUCUCGAUUCAACAUCAUGGGACACACCGAGUUGCUUUCUUGUUUGCUCCAAUCGUCACAGCGUGGCUGCUAUCGAUUGCUGGCAUUGGAAUAUAUAACAUUAUUCAAUGGAACCCGCAAAUAUUUCAUGCUCUUUCUCCUAUCUACAUGGUGAAAUUACUGAAAAGGACUCGUCGUGAAGGCUGGCUAUCGUUAGGAGGAGUCGUUCUUUCAAUCACAGGCGUGGAGACGAUGUUUGCUGAUUUAGGCCAUUUUUCAACGUUAUCCGUUAAGAUAGCGUUCACGUUUCUUGUGUAUCCUUGCUUGGUUCUUGCGUAUUUGGGCGAGGCUGCAUUUCUAUCAAGGCAUCACGAAGAUAUCCAACGAAGCUUCUAUAAAGCAAUACCUGCAGAAGCUGUAUUCUGGCCGGUGUUCAUAGUGGCUACAUUUGCAGCCGUGGUAGGAAGUCAGGCUGCGAUUUCCGCCACCUUCUCGAUCAUAAGUCAAUGUUGCGCGUUGAACUGUUUCCCUCACGUUAAAAUCGUUCAUACGUCAAGAAAAAUAUAUGGGCAGGUCUAUAUUCCGGAGGUGAAUUGGAUGUUGUUGAGCCUGUGUUUAGCUGUGACAAUUGGAUUACGAGACACAAACAUGAUCGGCCACGCUUAUGGGCUGGCGGUGACUACGGUGAUGUUCGUGACAACGUGUUUGAUGACGAUGGUGAUGAUAAUCGUGUGGAAGCAACAGAUCAUAACUGCCGCUGCGUUUCUCGUCGUUUUCGGGUCGAUCGAGCUCCUUUAUCUCUCUGCCGCCUUCUUUAAAGUUCCGGAAGGUGGCUGGAUCCCGCUGCUCCUAUCGUUGGCCUUCAUGUCUGUAAUGUACGUAUGGAAUUACGGCAAGUUAAAGAAACACGAGUUCGACUUAGAAAACAAGGUCUCAAUGAACCGAAUACUGUCGUUAGGUCCAAGCCUUGGGAUGGUCCGUGUGCCCGGAAUCGGGCUCGUUUACACGAAUCUGGUGAUGGGAAUCCCGGCAAUCUUCGGUCAUUUUGUCACCAAUUUACCGGCUUUCCAUCAAGUUCUCGUGUUCGUUUGCGUAAAAUCCGUUCAAGUCCCGUAUGUCGGAGCCGAGGAGCGGAUGCUUGUCGGUCGGGUUGGGCCACAGGAGUUUCAUAUGUUUCGGUGCAUCGUUAGGUACGGUUACAAAGACGUCCAUCACGAAAACUACAACUUCGAGAACCGAUUAGUCGCGGCACUUGUGGAGUACGUCGAAAAAGAAAGAAAAAUGAAAGACGAAUUUGGAGACACUGAAAGCGAUAAUCUCGACGACGAUGUGUCGCCAGAACUCACGUUUACGCUUCCAGAUCACGAAGAGAAGAUGGUUCGGUCGUUCAAAGAGAUCGAGGAGUCAUUUGCAGGGUAUUUAGAAACUCACUCGAGUCUUAAGGACGAAUCCAUUCAAAUACUCAAAGCUCGGGAAGCGGGGAUCGCGUACAUUCUCGGCCAUUCGUACGCAAGGGCGAAGAAAUCUUCCUCGAUAUUUGCGAAAUUAGCGAUCGAUGUUGUUUACUCGUUUUUGAGCAGGAAUUGCAGGGGAACCGAUGUAGUUCUCAAUGUGCCGCAUACUUCGCUGCUUGAAGUCGGUAUGAUUUACUACGUUUGAUCGUAAAAUGAGUCGGGAUUCGAGAAUCGAAGACGGUAGAGAUACGUAGAUUUAUACGUAUAUUGUAUACGAAUACGCAUGGGUUUUGAGCAUUAGCGGAUAAUUAGGUUUAGUGUAAAUGUUACGAU